This is a messenger RNA of Suillus subalutaceus, 1107 nucleotides long. RefSeq lists its product as uncharacterized. The transcript is spliced from 4 exons. Lineage: Eukaryota; Fungi; Basidiomycota; Agaricomycetes; Boletales; Suillaceae. The record is from RefSeq and is a predicted model, not a curated record. Bases 1 to 1107 code for a protein of 368 amino acids.
AUGGGUGGCAAAUGCAAGAAGCCCAAGGUCUCGCUGUCACAAAUUCCAUGGAGCGAGAAUAACAACUCGAGAGUGUGGAAACUCAUCACAGAACUCGGUCAAAGAGCGAAUUACGAGAUGUUGUUUGGAAAGAAGGACAAACACGAGAAAAUCUUGGGCGAGACGAAGGCCACUGUAUACAAGCGGAUUGGGGCGGCUGUUUUGCCAGAAUUCCAUGAGAUCAGUCCUAAAGCAACCGGAGACCGUGUGAAAGGCAAACUUGACCUCACGAAAAAAUAUAUAAAACAUGCUGCAAAGCGUCGGAUAACGGGCAAAGGUCUCCAUGAGAGCCAGGACAGUGCCGAUGGUGAUCCAUCUGACAAGAUGUGCCGAUUCUACAUCGGUGCGAAUGGCCCUGAUGUUACUACCUCCGAGGAAGCGAACCGUUUAUGGGAGGAAAUCCAAACCGAUUUUCCGUUUUUCGCAGAGCUUCACCGGAUUUUUGCAGCUCAGCCGAAUGUCGCCCCAAUUGUGGUUACGACUGGAGUUGGCUCGCAUGCCAACAAGACCAUCCAUAUGCAGCCUCCGGGUGAUGACAAGGACAACAUCAUUUUCACAGCUUCACAAGUCAGCCAGAUCCGAACUCUCCAAGAUGCGCUGAAUCUCAACCUUGUGGGCACUGCUCCCCUUGCAGCCCCACCCUUUGUCGAGUUUGUGGACGAAAAAGAAAACAAUUCGUCCAUUCAUCCUGUGACGUCUUCUCCGACUCCAAUUAGGAAGAUAGCUCCGAUGCCAUCGUUACUGUCUCACGAUAACAUUCAUAAAAUCACACCGAAGCACUCAAUCGAGGAUACACUCUUUGACAUGCAGAGGUAUAUGAUUGUAUGUUCAAAGUUAUUGUAUCUCAUGACACGUAAUAGGAGAGAACUCGAUACAAUGCACGCCCGGCAUCGUGAAGAGCGAUUUCACAGGAAGAGGAACUGCUUGCUCGAAGAGUUCAUGGAUGGUAUCUGGGAUGCAGCUGAGUAUCACCAGCGACUUGACAAGAUGGAUGAUUCAAAGGGGCCUAGCAAGCGCCCUCGCCACGAGUCUCCUGAAUGGGACUCAACUUCUUUCUCUGUCGACUAG